AUGCACCAGUGUGACCUAACUUCCCACUCCAGCCAUCUCAAUAAGGACACCUGGGGCAACCUCGGCUGCGUCUGCCCCCAGAGAGGCAUAAUCACCUACACGAUCAGUCCCAACCGCCAGAACCCUCUGGCUGGUGCUGCGCACGACGCGAUAUUUAAUACUUGGCGCCGGUUCCGCAUGCAGGUCUUGUACUGGGCACCACCCCUCAUUGCUGCCUACUAUGCCAUGGACUGGGCUACUAAACGGAACAAGUAUCUUAAUAGCAAGGACGGCAGGGCAGAGACCGCCAACCAGGAAUAA
Messenger RNA from Durotheca rogersii, 300 nucleotides. Its product is annotated as cytochrome b-c1 complex subunit 8. The record is from RefSeq and is a predicted model, not a curated record. Gene Ontology annotation, biological process: mitochondrial electron transport, ubiquinol to cytochrome c. Lineage: Eukaryota; Fungi; Ascomycota; Sordariomycetes; Xylariales; Xylariaceae. The coding region runs from base 1 to 300 and encodes 99 amino acids. The transcript has 4 exons.